ACUUUCCCACUCUUCAAACACGCGACGAUACUGUCAAUCACAAAAAUCUUACUACUUUUUUCCUUCAACGAUAUCGUUAAUGGCCGACGCGGCGGCAAAAGCUCGGAAAAUCCUGGUGGCUGUGGAUCAGAGCGAAGAGAGCAUAUAUGCUCUCUCAUGGUGUUUGAAGAAUGUUGUUUCUCAUAAUUCCGAAGAUACCAUUAUCCUUCUCUAUGCUAGGCCUCCCACAACUGUUUACACUGCUCUUGAUGGAACAGGAUAUUUGUUUUCUUCUGAUAUAAUAUCGACGAUGGAGAAGUACAGUCGCGACGUGGCGGAGUGUAUUGUAGAGAAGGCCAAGAAGAUGUGCAAAGAACAAGAAGCUCUCAGUGUUAAGGUGGAGACGAGAGUAGAGAAUGGUGAUCCAAGGGAAGUGAUAUGCCGGGAGGCAGAGAAACUCUGCGUCGACGUGCUUGUGAUGGGCAGCCACGGUUACGGUCUAAUCAAGAGGGCUCUUCUUGGAAGUGUGAGCAGCCACUGCGCACAGAAUGUCAAGUGUCCUGUAUUGAUUGUGAAGAAACCAAAAUCAACUGGUGCAAGCAAAUAGGCUUUAUGUAUAUGUAAUUAUGUACAUAAAUUUCAUUUUAAUGUGUAUAAUAAUAAUAAUUAAUUUUAUCUAUUUACCUUUUUUUUUGUUUACUACUAAAUAUGUAAUAGUACUCAUUUUAAGUGUAAAUUUUGUUUUUUUACU
This is a messenger RNA of Jatropha curcas, 730 nucleotides long. RefSeq lists its product as uncharacterized. NCBI's taxonomy places the organism in Eukaryota, Viridiplantae, Streptophyta, Magnoliopsida, Malpighiales, Euphorbiaceae. The record is from RefSeq and is a predicted model, not a curated record.